Molecule: messenger RNA, 153 nt
Organism: Theileria orientalis strain Shintoku
Lineage: Eukaryota; Apicomplexa; Aconoidasida; Piroplasmida; Theileriidae
Exons: 2
Coding region: 1-153 (50 amino acids)
Source: RefSeq, a predicted model, not a curated record
AUGAAGGAGCAGGGAAUUAACAGGUACACCAGGGAUGAGUGUGGCACAGUUAUGGAAGGUGUACCUGAUCACCUGAUGGUCGUACUCAGUGGAGACACCGUCGUCACAAUAACCUUAAAAUGGAUAACUGUGUAUAAAGUACACCUAAUGUAG